ACGCUUGGAAGGUCACUCAAAUGUUUCACAUCUGUAGUAAAGUUGACCGAGAGUCCACUCCUCACUAGCAAGGGAAAAGAGAUUAACAGUUAGUCACAAUUUUCAGGGAUUCUUUUUUUUUGGGGGGUGGGUUGCUUGGUAACGUGUGGUUUUAUAUUAAAAUCUACAAUUCGGCGCGCGGGGGUCAUCCUUUGUAAAUAACGUAGCCGGGUUAACUUUAUCCACAACAUGAAGACGGGACAAGUCCUUUGAGCAAAGACGUGUUUCGCGGAUUUUGGGAUGGUGGCUUUGUUGUACCCCAGGCUCCAGUGAAUACUCCAAAGAGGUAAUCUAGUCUGAGAGCGGUGUCAGCGGAGAACCAGCUCGCCAUGGGUCCCCUCACUACGCCUAAGAAAGGGAGGGACGCAGGUUCCGUUGACCCCUGGACGCCGACCUCCAACCUCAAAAUGCUCAUCAGCGCUGCUAGUCCGGACAUCAGGAACCGAGAGAAGGAGCUGUGCAUGGACCACGACGGACCAGACGGUCUUGACGGUUCGCAGGAAACUGAAAAUGGAGAAGAGUCCGAGAAAAUGAUCAGCAGGAAGGAGAAGAGCCUGGGUUUGCUCUGUCACAAGUUCCUCGCCCGCUACCCAGAUCACCCAAAUCCAGCCCUCAGCAACGACAUCUGCCUGGACGACGUGGCCACGGAGCUCAGCGUGGAGCGCCGGCGCAUCUACGACAUCAUGAACGUGCUGGAGAGUCUGCACAUGGUGAGCCGCUCGGCCAAGAACCGCUACACCUGGCACGGGCGCACCAAGCUGACCCAGACGCUGGCCAUCCUGAAGCAGGUGGGCGAGGAGCACAGGUACGGCCAGCAGAUGCUGCACAUCCGCCAGCGUCUCCUCCACCGGGAGUUCGACUUUGACGCGGAGGAGAAGGAGAACGAGGAGGCGGUGGAGCUGCAGAGCGCCGAGCAGGGGCAGAAGGAGCUCUUCUUUGUGGAGCUUCCAGGAGUGGAGUUCAAAGCAGCCUCCGUUAACAGUCGGAAGGACAAAUCUCUGAGGGUGAUGAGCCAGAAGUUCGUCAUGCUCUUCCUGGUGUCCGAUCCUCGCGUGGUCAGUCUGGACGUGGCCGCCAAGAUCCUGAUCGGAGAGGAACAGGGCGCAGAUCGAGACAAGAACAAGUUCAAGACCAAAGUGCGGCGGCUGUAUGACAUCGCCAAUGUGCUGCGCAGCCUGAAGCUCAUCGAGAAAGUCCACGUGACGGAAACGAGGGGGAGGAAACCGGCCUUCGAGUGGGUCGGCCCCGAAGAUUUCCCACAAGUUGAAGGCUCGGCGAGCUCCGCGUCGCAGUUCUCCGCCGCCAAGAGGACGCUCCUGGAUUCCCGCGCGUCCGCGGACAACUGCGCCAAGAAGCUGUUUCCGCUGCCGGGCACCAAGCGCGGCUUCACCCGGCACCCCUCCCUCAUCAAGCUGGCCAAGAGCAUCCAGGACGACCGCCGCAAGAUCAACUCGGCCCCCACCAGCCCCGUCAGGAGCGUCCUCGGCGAUUCCUCGAACACUUCCUGCCUGAACAAAAUGGCUCAACUCGCUGCCAUCUGUAAGAUCGAGCUCGACCAGAAGUGCCCGGCCGCUGCUCCAGAACCUGCUGCUGCUGCUGAGACCCACGCCGCCACCAGGCCAGCCCCGACCCCCUCUGCUUCGGCGAGACCGCCUCGGGCCCCGUUACUCACUCCGAGCCCCCAGCCGGCCGCGCCCGGGGGCCCCGUCGCCUACGUCCCCGCCCAGUGUUCCCCCCUGAUCCCCGUCCUGCUGCAGCAGCAGCCGGGGGGCGUGCCCUACGCCGUGUAUUUGCACUCGCCGUCCCCGAGGCCGAACCCGCUGGUCAGGCCGCAGCCGACCAGCCUCGCCGUGCGCUCCAUGACCUUCGAGGACAAGGCCGGCGGGCAGAGCCCCACGGGCCAGAGCGCCGCGUUCAAGGCGUCGGACGUCAGCCCCCUGGUGCUCAAGCGGCUGCUUUUGGAUUCGGGCUUGGAGAGCAGCCCCCCAAAAGCCAAGAGGAAAGACCCGAGCUGCAUGGAAACAUCUCCAAAACUGUGUGACAUCCUCCAGGCCCGUCUGAACCACCACCGCGGCGGCGGCCAGCCCUCCAGCCGGCCCUCGCCCCGAGCCCUCCACCUGGACCCGGAGUUCGUCAACACCCCCGGCAGCGCCGUGACCAAUCAGACGCUAGAGCAGAGCCUGGAGAACUUCCUGGACCGAGAGGACAAGUCGGACAACGAGGCGGGACUGACGCCCGUCAGAGUCGUGCCGCUCACGCCGGGGCACCUCCACAGCGAGACCUUGGUGCCGGCCGGAUACCUGAUCCCCAUCUCCCAGCAGUCCCUCAUCGGCUACAGCUCGGCGAUUCAGGACUCGGGGAGAGAGAGCGGCAAGGCCUCCACGCCCACUCGCAACAUCUACCAAACACCGACCGCAGGCUCCAGACCAGCCUUGGCCCAGGAGAUCACGCCCAUCACCCUUCGUUUCCACAAGCCCUCGUCGUUCUCGUCCUCCUCCUCCUCCUCGCCGCACGCCAUCCAGCAGCCCCACCGCCUCCACAGCCCGAGUCCCGCCAUCCUCAACUUCACCCUGCAGAACCUGGGCCUGAUCUCCGCCUCCAGCCCGGGAGCCGCCUUCCCCGCCCCCCAGACUCCGGACUGCGCCCCGCCCGGCCCGCUGGCUCUGCAGCAGAGGGGCAUGGUGUUCAUCAAACCCGUGUCCCCGGUGCCCGUCCAGCAGUCCGUCACGGGGACACCGGUGGCCCUGUUCAGCGUGCAGCAGCCCCUGAUGACCACCCCCAAAGGAACGGGGCUCCCCCAGCAGAGCUUCUUCCACACGCCGGUCCCCGUCUCCCCCCUGGCCGCCAUGGUAACCGCCGGUGGACACCUGGCCGCCAAAACCGUUUACAUCCCUCAGAGGAAGCUGGACGUCGCCCCCGAGGACUCGUGAGGGAGACCCUCUGGUGCCCCUGUGCAUUGUGGGUCUGUCAAUGCUCACGUCUGCGUGAGCAUUUCACCGCAUUCAUUCAUUCUGAACAUUUCAGGCGGCUUUAACCGUAGCUGCCGUGCAGACGUUAGGCCCCCCCCCCCACCCCACCCCCCCGGGGGCCGGCCCCACGCGCCCAUGGGACGCGUUGUCCCGGAAACGGUUCUACCGCCAUUACGUUUGCAGGACCUAAUGUAGAAGAACUUGUUUUCUUGUUGAUCAAUAUUUUUCUUCUUUAUUCUAGUUAAUUCUUUUAUGGUGGGCGGUGUGAACACCAAUUUGCUUUUUUUUUGUAAAGAAUCAGUGCUGUAAAGGGCAGAACACUUAGUGACAUGGAUGUUGAUUGAUUGGGCACAUUGCUGAUUGGUAAUUUUAGUCUUAGACCUAAUGAGAAGACUUUUGCACAAAUGUACACAUUAACUGUCCGCUCUGUUACAAAUGAGUUUGUUAAGAAUAUGUGAAUGCGUGUGCUUAUGGAUUAAUCAAAUGUGUUUAAUUUAUAAGGAAAUCACCUUUUGUGUUUUGAUGUCCUGCUAAAUGUAAAAUGGUAAUUGAAUUUUAAUACAUUUUUUCUAUGAACACGGUGUGGUGUUGGUCUGUUUCUGCUUACGUCUCUACAACUGUUAGAUUAAUCGUAGCAAAAUUCCUAAAAUUAAAAACUUCUGUUUGAUAACUAGUUACAGGGGGAUAAAAUGAACUUUCUGUUCUCAACUCCAAGCAGAACACAAAGAAAAAGGUUAUUUUAGGUUUUAAAGGUGUUCUCAGGAUUGUUUGGGUCUUUCACAAAUGUGUUGACUGCUUUUCUUUCCCCCAAAUGCAUUUGCAAAGCAAUUUUGUCAGCACUGUUAAGGCCCCAUAUUGAUAAAAUGUAUUAUUUAAACUGCGUGAAAGUAUCAACACGCUCAGUCCUGCAGCUGUCUGUUCUUUAAACAAGUCGUCGGGAUAAAAACUAUUAAAUAUU
Pungitius pungitius (ninespine stickleback) is the source of this 3966-nucleotide messenger RNA. RefSeq names its product E2F transcription factor 8 (gene e2f8). The transcript has 13 exons. Gene Ontology annotation, cellular component: RNA polymerase II transcription regulator complex. Gene Ontology annotation, molecular function: DNA-binding transcription factor activity, RNA polymerase II-specific; RNA polymerase II cis-regulatory region sequence-specific DNA binding. NCBI's taxonomy places the organism in Eukaryota, Metazoa, Chordata, Actinopteri, Perciformes, Gasterosteidae. Gene Ontology annotation, biological process: regulation of transcription by RNA polymerase II. The coding region runs from base 369 to 2969 and encodes 866 amino acids. The record is from RefSeq and is a predicted model, not a curated record.